UCACAUCGCUCACAUAGAUUUUGAAAUCUGUCAUCAACGUGUUUGUUUUUCUUCAGUGUUCUCCCAAGUUUUUCUCAAAGAAGCUGCUAAAUAAAAGAACAAGAAUGGCUAAUUUCCAGGAGGAUCAGUACUGGGGAUCCCAGAAUACACAAUACAACACAUACGAUGUCAACACGGGAUUUAUGGAUCAGUCUCAACAAUUAGAUUUUCAGUCCUUUGACAAUUCUCAGUACAAUCAGGGAUCCUACCCACCACCCUAUGCUCAGCAACAACCGAACAUUUUCACCCCAGAACCACUGGACAAUCUGGGAUUCAGUGGGCAAGGUUCCACGUCUACCAAUGAAUUUGACGAGCCUCCACUGCUCGAGGAGCUGGAGAUAUACCCAGAGAGAAUCUGGGAAAAGAGUCUAGUGGUUCUGAAUCCUUUCCAUGCCCGAGGAUUGACCAACAAUGCUGAGUACUUCUUCAAAGAAACCGAUCUGGCAGGUCCUAUUGCUUUUUGUCUGACUUUAGCUGCCUGUUUAUUCGUUUCCGGGAAAGGAGCACACUUUGGCUACAUCUACGGGCUCUGCAUCAUGUCAGUCCUGGUUAUGUACAUCCUCAUCUCGCUCAUGUGUAAUUCAACGGAGAACUUUGUGACUCUGACGGCUGUUGCGAGUAUUCUAGGCUACAGUAUCCUCCCAAUCGUCUGGCUAUCAAUACUAGGCAUUGUUGUGUCCCUGAAUAGUAUGCUAGGAAUGAUUUUGGCUACUUGUGCUAUCAUCCUGGCCACCGUGGGAGCGAGCAAAAUCUUCUGUCUCAUGACCGGUGAUGUCAAUCAACGAUAUCUCAUUGCAUAUCCAUGUGCUCUAGUUUAUGUCAUCUUCUCUCUGCUUGUACUGUUCUAGAGCACCCCUCUGCGGGGUGAUAUAAUAAAUAUUUCUUAUCAUUGAGAA
Messenger RNA from Phlebotomus papatasi, 935 nucleotides. RefSeq names its product protein YIPF5 homolog (gene Yip1d1). The transcript is spliced from 2 exons. NCBI's taxonomy places the organism in Eukaryota, Metazoa, Arthropoda, Insecta, Diptera, Psychodidae. Gene Ontology annotation, biological process: vesicle fusion with Golgi apparatus; endoplasmic reticulum to Golgi vesicle-mediated transport. The record is from RefSeq and is a predicted model, not a curated record. Bases 105 to 887 code for a protein of 260 amino acids. Gene Ontology annotation, cellular component: trans-Golgi network.